UUUUUAACUGUUUCCUGUCUGUCUCCUCAGCCUCCACCAGGUCGACCCCUGUCUCUGAGCCGUCCAGAGACCGGGACAGAGAGAGAGAGAGAGACAGAGAGAGAGACAGAGAGAGAGACAGGAGGCGACCGGAGAUCACCAUCCUGUCCGCUGAGCCGCUGUCGUCCACUUCCUGGUUCCCCGGAGCUUCAGGAGGAUUCCCACCUCCCCCUCCCCCCGCGGCGCAGAUCUGGGGACCCACAAUCCCUCCGUCUGUGCAGCCUCCUCCGUCCUACGAGGAGGUGAUCAGAGAGAAGACUCAGGAGCAGGUUCUCCUUCCUCCUCCGUCCUCCUGCUCCUCCUCUUCCUCACCACGUCCGGCGUCUUCAACAACGAUCGCCACCCAGACUGACCCGGGAUCAGCCCCCGACCCCGAGGACUCUCCGGUGAGAAGACCGGUGAGACCGCCGCGCCCUCCCAGACCGUCUCACGUUGAUGACAUCACCGUCGCAGCCAGCCAAUCGUCUCCCGACCUCCUCGCCGAACUCUGCCCACCUCUGACCUCGACCUCCGGCGCUCAGACCGACCGAUGGGAUCUGUCUUUCGCCGCUGUUGACGUGGCAACCCCUCCGGCCACUUCCUCGCGCGUCCCGUCGGAGCGUCCCAGGCCACGCCCCCGCACCAGGCUCGACGCUCGGCCGCUCGACGGCGACGUCAGGGUUCAGACGCUGGUGAAGCUGCGCGAGGACGGCGCGUCGACGCUGCUGGCUGCCCGCACGGGAGCUACCGCCAACCAGGAAGUGAGUCGGGGGAAGUACCUCCAGGAGCUGCUCGAGGCCUUCGGCGACGACGACUGGGGAUUCCCCGAUCACCGCAGCGACAGCAGUGAGGACAGCCAAUCAGAGAGCGAGAACGAGGAGGACAUGGCGACUCUGAAGGCGAGGAUACAAGCCUUCGAGCAGCAGCAGCAGGUGGCUGACGGGAGCAGCGGAGACGGUGACAACGCCGACUUUGUCGUCGCAAAGAGACCUGAACCUAGGCCACGCCCUCGUCUUCAGGGGCAGCCGGCCAAAUCCGUCCCGCCCGCCAUCGCCCCGAAACCUAAGAACUUUUCACAAGCACCCAAACCGUCCAGCAAGGUAUUCUGGGAGGACAGAGGUUUGACGGACUCGAGUCGCGCUGAGGCUCAAACUGCGACGGUUCCGCCGAAAUCUGCUCCAGCUUUGGGGCCCCAACCCUGCAAAACCUCUGAGAAACCCUCGGUGGCACCAAAACCCCAGUCUGCCACGGACCCCCUCCAGUCUGGUACCUCCGCCCCCGUCCCGGCCCCCAGACCCGCUCCACCCAAGCUCUCCUCCUCUGUCAGUGAGCCGGCCAACCCCAAACCUCCGCCCAGACCUCCAGUGGCCCCCAGGGCCAGCCUAGGAGCUCCGCUCCGGGAUAAGAGCACCACAGCCGGGCACGACACCCCGACUCUGACCCCGAGACCCUCUGUGGAGGUCAGCGGUCCGGAUCAGGCCGGAGGCGCCGAGACGCUGGACAACGCAAACCAGACCGUGAAAGCAGGAAGUGUUCGUCCAGGAGUCCCGACCAAACCAGCAGCGCUGACGUCACCACGCAGAGCCAGCGCUCCUAAUCUGGCCCCCAAACCCACCGGAGCCGCACCGACGCCUCCGGAUCCCAACCCGGUAGUCCCGUCCAGACCUACAGCCGCCGCCACGGCACCCAGACCCUCGGCUCCGGCCCCGGCCCUCAGGAAAGGCCCCGUGAUUCAGACCAGACCAGAGACCACCGCUGCAAACCAGAACUCCUCAGACCCCCCUCUGCCUCCACGGCCUUCCAGCGCGAAGCUCCUCCCCCUUCGUCCUCCUCCAAUCAAAUCCAGCCCUGGGCGACCGCCGCCUCCAGCCGUCAGCUCCACGUCCUCGGCCAACCAGACGACUCCUCCUCCUCCGUCCAGAACAAGCCCCGCCCCCUCCGUUUCCUCAGCUGGCACUACGCCCCCUUCUCCUGUACCAGCCAAUCAGAUGCAGCCUCCACGGGCGUCAAAGAGAGGACCGCCUCUGCCCCCCCGCCCAAAACCUGGACACCCCCUCUAUAACAGCUACGUGAAACAGGAAGUCCUGAUCGUCCUGGACGACCCGAGUCCCUCAGAGCACCAAUCAGGUGAAGGGAGGAGUCAAACCGCCGUCAUCGACCCAUCACAGUGUCUCCUGGACCUGGACGCCCAACCAGAGCCCGCUCCAGAUCAGGACUGCCAAUCAAAAGCUUCCUUGGCGGGCCUCAGCCUAUCGGACUCACAGUCCAUUCUUCCUGUUCAGCCCUCUGAGCCCAAAAAGCAGCCCGACCCUCCUGCUGUCAGCGGUCCUCGCUGCGUCGCCUUGUUCGACUACGAGGGCGAGGAGGACGACGAGCUCACCUUCUCUCAGGGUGACGUCAUCGCCCUCCUGGAGCUCAUCGGGCAAGAGUGGGGGCGGGGCCAGAUCCACGGGCGGGUCGGGGUGUUCCCCCUGAACUUCGCCGAGGUGGUGGAGCCGCCGGCGGCGGUGUCGUCAUCGUCAUCGCCAGACGGAAAACCAACGUCAACGGAGAACUCGGUUACAGAAAGUACCGCACCAAAGACCUCACAGGACCCCGACUCAGAGGAGGAGGAGUGGGCUGAGGCUCUGUUCGACUUCCCCGGUCAGACUGCAGACGACCUGUCCUUCCACAAGGGGGCGAUCAUCAGGGUGACGGAGCGCAUCGACACCCAGUGGAGGAGAGGAAGAGUGGAGGGGAGGGAGGGCAUCUACCCCGCUGCCUUCACGCAGGCCUGUCAGGGUAACACACACACUCACACUAACAUGUCAGGGUAACGCACACACACACUAACAUGUCAGGGUAACGCACACACA
Messenger RNA from Anarrhichthys ocellatus (wolf-eel), 2873 nucleotides. Its product is annotated as SH3 domain-containing protein 19-like. The annotation marks the transcript as partial. The record is from RefSeq and is a predicted model, not a curated record. The transcript has 12 exons. Lineage: Eukaryota; Metazoa; Chordata; Actinopteri; Perciformes; Anarhichadidae. Gene Ontology annotation, molecular function: protein binding.